AUGAGCGUGGAGGAGAACAUCACCCCUGCACCAGGGGACACUUUUCGGACAUGCUCGGAAUUCAUUGGAGCCGUCUCCGCACGCGAGAUGCCGGACAACCCUAGCGUGCAGCUGUGCAUCCUCAGCAUCGGUUUCGAUGUUGAGAGUGUCAUCGCGCAGCUGCUGCACCAGCGCAUGACUCUGAACAAGCCACACCGACGUGUUUACUGCGUGGUCGUCCCCGAUCGCCUUCUUCCCGGGGUGAUGACACGCUUCGCCAGCGCCAUCGAGCAUCAUCUGGCGCUGAGGCAUGCGAGGAAGACAUUACCGCGCCAAGCCGAUGCAUCUGCGGCAGUAGGGUCCUGUCUGGCGCCUCCUAUUCCGGUGGUUGCCGUUGAAGAGGGCACGGGCACCAAGGAGCGCUGCACGGUGUUUCAGCGUGGGGCGGUGGUGGUUCUUACCAGUCACUCUCUGUGCGCUGAUCUACUGCACCGGCGGCUGGCGGUGGAGCUGGUUGGAAUGGCUGUGCUGGCGUUGCCGCAUUCGCUGCUGGGCAGAGGGCGUCAGCAAGAUGGGCUGGCACCGCAGACGGCCUUCUGCGCUGAGCUGCUGCUGCGUAGUAGCAGCGGUGCGGCUGGCGGGCAGAGACCCCCGCCCAUUGUCCUCGUCUCGGAUGCGCCGGUGCUCAUGCAGAGUCUUGUACACCGGCAUCACAUGGGGGCGGAGCGGUUUGUGCAGCAGAUGCACGUUGGCGACGUUCAGCUGUUCCCGAGAUUUCGCCUGGACUUUGUGAGGCACUUUGAGGAACUCAGUCGCACUCCGCAGCGUUCACUGGCUGUGGAUCGUGUUGUGGCUCCGGUGUCGGCGAGUGUCUUGGCCUUGGACGACCUCCUCGCGAAGAUCGUGUUGGAGACGCUGCAGGAGCUGCAGCGUUUGGAGCAGCAGCUGCACAUGCGGAACAGCGCCAGCAGUGGCGACUGCUACUCCGGGGCGUCGGCUGCGGGGGGCUCACACCCACACGCGCGGUCCUUUGCGGCCCGGUGUGCUACCGCUGCGGCAGAAGCCGACGAGGAUACCGGCGCGCACCGCUUUCUGCCGCGCGCCAGGCUCACGGCAAGUACCGUAAACGGCCAUCUCGACUACAGCACCUACCCGCGCAUCAACACGGCCAGGGGAACCAGUGCUGCGUCGUACAUCCGCCGCGGCUGGCGUGCAUCGACGCAGCACGACGACAAGGGCAUUCUCUUUAGCGGCAUCAGCGAGACGGCGGCUCUCUCCGUGGACUUCUCCGACCUCGACGGCGAUCUCCGCGCGGUGGUGCGCUGUCACGAGUCUCACUGGCCGUACCGGCUCCUCACGGAAAGUCUCAUCGACGUUCGGCGUCUGCGCCGUGCUGCGCGUGGAACGGCGUACACAUUUCUUCUCGAGUUGGAGUCGGUGCUGGAGCGUCGACUGCCGCGGCGCAGCGUCUACGGCACCGGGACAACGCCACCUGCCGCGCUGUGGACUCUCUCUUCUCACUUCCACGACGUUGUCACGGUCGCAACACACCGCAUCGGGACCGUGGUGUACAAAAGCAGUGCUGCCUCCGUCGCGCUCUCUACUCCUACGCACGGUGCCGCAACGCGUCCUGCGAGCUCUGCUGAGGAUGUGGUCGUGGUGGUGGACAGCAGCAGCGACAGCGAGGAGAAGCGCAAGGGGCUACAGGAUGUGGUCGCGGCCUCUGCCGCUGCUGCGCCGCCCGACCAGGUGGCGACCUCGGCAGGUGCCACAAUGGUGCCUCAGCUCAUACCCAAUGCGGAGGAACACGAAACGGAUGUGGAGGUGGUGGUGCGGCUGGUGGUGAGCUGGUGUCGCACAGUGUUGCGGCGUGGCGCACGCAAAGGCGACGCCGCGACGGAUGUGUCAGCGGCUCAACCCACCCUGCUUUUUCUUACUUUCGGCACCAACGCCGUCGUGCGUUACACGGAACGCCUCACAAACUCGCUGGAGGCUUACCAGCGACUGCAGCUUCGGCGUUUCAUGCGUGUGUACCAGUCCAAGUACGGCGUGGAGUUGACGGAGUUCGUCGAGGCCCAGUCGACAGAGGCUGCGGCGUCGCAGCUGGGUACAGAGCUCUUCACCAGCGCAGAGGACGUCGAUGACGCCUCCAGCGACGUGGAGGGAGACGUGACAACGGACGAGGACAACGGCACUGAUGACCGCAGAGAUUCACGUGCCGCGGCCUCCCUGAGGCGCCGUCUGUCGAGUCAAGGCGGCCGUGCCACCGCCGCUACACAGCGCGACGCAGGUCCUUUGUACACUGAUGGAGGCAGUAGCAGCCAGGGAGUGAUGAUGGACAUCGGCGCAGGCGCCUUCCACCAAGCCCUCCUCUCACAGCUGCCGCCGCUCCUCGCCAAAGGCGGCGAGAGGGCAGACAUGAGAUGCGACAGUGAGCCUGAACCUGCACCACCGGCUUCCCUUGCCACUCCGCUGCUAAUGCUGGAGAGGGUCAGGGAGGGGGUCGUGACGCUCUGCCCCGAUUGCCGUGGCGCCAACGGGGGCGGCAGUGCCACUGCCACCACUUCUUUCCAGCGGAUGCCACGCGUGUUGGUGUUCGACGCAUCCGCGAUGUCUGCAACAGAGAUGACCAUGCUGCUGGAUGGCUCACACACUGCUUUACAGCUUGAUGUCCCGUCGACGGCAGCAGCGCGGAUGUCUGGCGCGCCCACCAACGGCACCCAGGGGAGUGACAGCGUCAGGGCCUGCCUGCGCGUUGAGCGGGUGGUGUUGGCGCGUCAGGAGCUGGUGCUUCUCCGUCAGCUUGAGAUGGCGCAGGACGAGCUGCCGGCGGAGCGGCUUGCCACUAUCAAGGUGCAGCUCGUCACAACUAGCCUGGCGGAGCUCGACUUCAAAAAGGCAGUGCAGGCAGAGCAGCAGGCCUUCGAGAGCCUCGCGCACACGAAAGCCACACUGACCGGGACGCUGCUCGUUGACCAGACAUCGUUGCGGCAGACAGAGGAGGCGCUGGAGAGUGGCAUGCUGGUGUCGCGGAGUCGUCCUGGCCCGCGCAAGGGUGCGGCGGUGGGACGAUUGGCUGGCACCUUCUUGUACGCGCCUGCCCUUCCGCCCCCGGCGCUGCCGCGGGUUGUGUUUGAUGAGCGAGAGUUCCGCUCUUCGCUGCCGUACCACCUUUACCGUCGUGGAAUGGAGCUCAUCCCGCUGACACUGACGACGGCCGACUACGUCCUCUCCCCUGAGUACGCGGUGGAGCGUAAAAGCGUGCAGGAUUACCUCCAGUCUGUCAUGUCCGGCCGCAUUCAGCGUCAACUGGCGGCGCUCGCCCGUAAGUAUGCGCACCCGUUAUGUCUCAUUGAGUUCCACCGCGGCAUUCCGUUCCGGCUGAUGCAGAGCGGCAUCUACGCCAAGACGGCAGCACUCAUGGCGGCCUACCCUCGCGUCCGCUUUGUGUGGGCACGCAGCCCUGCGCAUGCGGCAGGUAUGCUGGUGCUCUUGAAGAAGUCCGUCGCGGUCGCCAACGUGGACCCGGCCGAUCCGUUACUCACAGGCACCUCCAUUGACCCAGGUAGCGCGGCGGACGUGGGAGGCGUGGCGGUCACUGCGGCGGAGCGGGAGACGGCGCAUUACGCGGCACGCGUUCUGUCCAAGUUCCCGGGCAUUACCCACCAGAAUGCGCCCCGUGUGAUGCAGCUCUGCGGCUCGCUGAUCGGACUUGCAACGAUCUCGCAGGCCUCGCUGGUGGCGGUCAUGGGUGAGGAGGACGCAGCGCGGCUGUACAACUUUCUCCAUUCACCCUUCCAUUAG
Molecule: messenger RNA, 3783 nt
Organism: Leishmania mexicana MHOM/GT/2001/U1103
Lineage: Eukaryota; Euglenozoa; Kinetoplastea; Trypanosomatida; Trypanosomatidae
Product: putative DNA repair protein
Exons: 1
Coding region: 1-3783 (1260 amino acids)
Biological process (GO): nucleotide-excision repair involved in interstrand cross-link repair; double-strand break repair via homologous recombination; resolution of meiotic recombination intermediates
Cellular component (GO): nucleotide-excision repair factor 1 complex
Molecular function (GO): single-stranded DNA binding; single-stranded DNA endonuclease activity; damaged DNA binding
Source: RefSeq, a predicted model, not a curated record